Messenger RNA from Alosa sapidissima (American shad), 1059 nucleotides. RefSeq names its product vitelline membrane outer layer protein 1-like. Lineage: Eukaryota; Metazoa; Chordata; Actinopteri; Clupeiformes; Clupeidae. The transcript has 4 exons. The record is from RefSeq and is a predicted model, not a curated record. The coding region runs from base 290 to 934 and encodes 214 amino acids.
CAGAAGAUUUGCAAAGAAAUAUUUCACAGCCCUUGGUUUUAGGACCCAUUGAUGAUAUAGACAAGGUAUGAACAAAAUCUGAGGUGGUACAGCAACAACCUUAUCUGAUUUGACACGGAACGACCCUAUAGUGAUAUCACAACAGGUGCUUCUUCCCAUGGAUGUUGACCUUGUGGUAAAUGAUUAACACCACGGAAAAGCCCAAUAUAUCUUGACUGACCAGUGCCAAGAGGGUCAACAUUUGCCAGGUUCCUCUUCUUGUGUAGCCAAACCUGAGUGUUGAGCUGUCAUGGCAUCUUUUCUGACGAGUGGAUUCUGUCUACUGGCCGUGCUGGUCCUUGGACAGUGUGCCCAGGUGAAGAAGCCAUUUGUGUCACGCGCGGGUGUGAUGUACAACAGCAGAUCCUACACCUCCAUGAUCACGGUCAAAAAUGGGGAAAAGUUUGGCAACUGGACAUGGCCUGAGAUGUGUCCCCCAGAUUACUUUGCCGUUGGAUUCAGUUUGAGGGUGGAAUCUAAACAGUUUGCAGCGGACGACACUGCUCUGAAUGGAAUCCGUCUCAUCUGCACUAAAAAUAGUGACAGAAACUCUAUCUACUCAGUGGAGUCCCACACUGGAUACUAUGGUGACUGGACCACAACACAGUACUGCCCCACCGGCCACCUGGUGUCCUUCCAGCUGCGCGUGGAGCCCCACAAGGGCAUCUUUGGGGACGACACGGCCGCCAACAACAUCCGCUUCCGCUGCAGCAGCAACCCCACGCUGGAGGGCCACGGCAGGGACUGGGGCGAGUACGGCCACUGGAGCGACACGUGCGUCGACGGGGGCAUCUGCGGCAUCGAGACCAAGAUGGAGGAGCACCAGGGCGGCCUGGACGACUCAACACUCAACGACGUCCGUUUCCACUGCUGUAAAAGCACAGCUCAGGCUUAGCCCAAAGACAGACCUGGCUGAUCCAGAUGUCUUCACAUUUGUUGGCAGUUUGUUAAAACCACAGGAUGUUCAUGGAGAAGACAGAAGGAAAUGAAAAAUUCACAAAUAAAUUCAACAUGCAACUA